UUAUAAAGACCUGGGCAACCAUAGUUGACAAAUCAACUCACCAUGGGAGAAGAAGUGAAGGUGUUUAGGACAUGGUCAAGUCCGUUUGCUUUCAGGGUCGUUUGGGCGCUCCAAUUCAAGGGCGUACCUUACGAGAACAUAUACGAAGAUCUCUCCGAGAAGAGCUCUUUGCUUCUGCACUAUAAUCCUAUCCAUAAGAAGGUUCCGGUGCUUGUGCAUAAUGGAAAACCAUUAGCAGAGUCGCUUGUAAUUCUUGAAUAUAUUGAGGAGACCUGGAAGCAGACUCCUUUAUUUCCUGAAGAUCCUUAUGAACGAGCCACCGCACGCUUCUGGGCAAGAUUUGGAGAUGAUCAGGUUUUGCCUUCCGUAUUCGGUGUUUUUAUCAAGCAAGGGAAGGAGCGAGAGGAAGCAAUCGUCACAGCCCAUGGGAACUUGAAAUAUCUGGAAGAAGAGCUGAGAGGGAAAAAGUUUUUCAGCGGAGAGAAAAUUGGAUUUUUAGAUCUUGCAUUUGGUUGGGUUGCUAAUUUGGUUAGUGUAUUUGAGGAGAUACAGGGCUUGACAUUGAUAGAUCAUGAAAAGUAUCCAUUGUUAUUAGCAUGGAUUCAGAACUUCAUGGAUGAUCCAAUAAUCAAGGAAAGCUGGCCACCUCGAGACAAACUGAUCACCAAAUACCAAGCUCUUCUUGGAUCCUUCAUUCCAAAAGAGGCCGCAGAGAAAUGAGAUGGCUUGCAAGGCCUUCUCUUGAUCUCCAACUUCAAAUGAUAGCAGAGCAAUUGAAAUGUUGUAGUUGCUUUACAUGUGUGUGUAUUUUUUUUUUUCCCUAAUGUGCUUUACAAGUAUUGUUUACUUGUUAGUUGAAACAUGUUUGCGAAUAAAGGGUUUAUUGUCAUGGUUUAUUCUGA
Corylus avellana is the source of this 902-nucleotide messenger RNA. Its product is annotated as putative glutathione S-transferase. Gene Ontology annotation, cellular component: cytoplasm. Lineage: Eukaryota; Viridiplantae; Streptophyta; Magnoliopsida; Fagales; Betulaceae. Gene Ontology annotation, biological process: glutathione metabolic process. Gene Ontology annotation, molecular function: glutathione transferase activity. The record is from RefSeq and is a predicted model, not a curated record.